AUGUACUGCUCUGGAGGAGUCUGCACGUGUCUCAGUACCUACAUCAUGCGAGAGAAUUACUGCUAUGAAAAGGUGAAUCCCAAUCAACCGGGUUGUACCUAUGACAUACAGUGUGAAGCGGUGUGGCCAGGAGCCAAAUGUCGGAUGGACAGCAGCAUCGGCACCUGUCGUUGCCCAGAGGAGACGCAUAUUGCCCGUGAGACCCGAGACGGUUGGGUAUGCAUUUCAUUAAGAGACCGCAGCUCGGGAGCCGUCUCACCGCUUUAUUUUGUCUGCCCACUUCCCGAAGGCGCUGGAUUCAAGAUAGCAUUGAACGACCCCAAUCCGGCAGCAGGCUCACUUCCUGUUGGUUGCUCCGUAGGAUCGUCAGCUUCUGUUGAACCCGUCGUCGGACUCCAUGGUGGUGGAGCGUGCAUUUGGCCGUCGACUGGAGAGUUCAUUGGGGACGUCUACGACUGCAUUCACACUAGUCCUCAUAUCACGCUAGCUGAGCAAUUUCCCCUGUCACAAUACGCUCCCACGGCAAACGGUGUCUGCUGUCCCAGCCGAGCUCUUGCUUGUAUACAACCUCAGGUCACUGGACCCAAUCCUACGGAACCGCGAUGGUGGUACAAUUCUGUUACAGGUACCUGCCAACAGUUCAUGUGGGAUCCACACGCUUCGGAAGCGCAGUAUCACUCGGCGAACAACUUCAGGACUAUUCAGCACUGCGAGUCGUACUGCAGAGAUACUUGUUCGAGAGGCUCUCCACAGUAUUCUGGCGAAGCAGCAGUGAAUGUGGAGCGACCUGUGACUUCUUGUGCUUCUGCAACAAGUUGCGGCAAUGACUUUCAGUGUACCUCUGUUGGCAGUCAGCACCUCUGCUGCCCUACUCCAGGCACGUCUUCUGUCUGUUCGUCACGAGGAGGACGCCCACAUGACAUCACUGUACGAUCCAGUAUUUUUCACGCAGGGUUCCUUGUCACAACUGGACGCGAAACCAUCAGGUUCUACUACGACACCACGACAGGACGCUGCCAAGAUUUCGUCUACCACGGUGCAGGCGGAAAUUUCAACAACUUUCUCUCACGACAUGAAUGCGAAUUGUACUGUGCUAGAUUACAAUGUGAACGAGGAUCACCACUGCGGAUCGGAGAGGAGUCGCAACGAUGUCAAGCUAACAAUCAGUGCCCGUUGUCACACGAGUGUCGAGUCGAUCAGGGGGUUUGCUGUCCCAGAAAACAAACAAUCUGUGCUCAACCAUUGCGAGUUGGAGAUUGCACGGAGAACGUGAAACGGUACUGGUACAACGCAAAGGCACGUCAAUGUCAGAUGUUUGAAUACACAGGAUGCCAAGGAAACGACAACAAUUUCGAAACUGUGUUGGAUUGUCAAAAUUUCUGCAAAAAUGCUAUCCCUGAACCGAAGUGCAUACAAGGACAAGCGUAUCGCAAUCAAUUCGGAGACUUCACCACCUGUUCACCGGGUGUGGGAUGCCCGUCCAACCACGAGUGCUAUUUCGACGGAGAGCAAUGGGGAUGUUGUCCCACAAAAGCUUUCACCUGCUCACUAAACGCCGACUCGGGAGUGCAGUGUGGUGCCGGAUCAACUUUUCGAUAUUUUUACAACGCUCAGACUCAAAACUGCGAGACUUUUCAAUAUAAUGGAUGCGACGGAAACUCGAAUAACUUUGCAAACCGGGAGCAAUGCGAACAACAUUGCAGUGUUGGAGGAUGUCCGUAUGGUGGGACACCGCUUCGAGACCAUUCAGGCAUGCUCACAGUCUGUUCUAGCCAAGAAAACUGUCCAAACUCCUACGAAUGCAGUCCAGUUAUCGUGGGAACGGGUUCGAUCAAUCGUUGCUGUCCUACGAGAGCGUACAUGUGUGGCCUGCCUCCCCAGCAGGGAACGCAGUGUGGGGCGAAUUUCGUUACUCGUUACUACUUCAACAUCGUCACCAGCAAGUGUACCCAAUUUCAAUUCGGAGGCUGUGAUGGCAACUACAACAACUUCCUCACCACCCAACAGUGUCACAAUUUCUGCUACAGUAGCUCAUGCCCUGGAACUGUUCAGUUAAAUCUGUUUUCACAGCAUGCCCAGCCGGAAAUGUUGCCUAUGUCGAUCCGAACUCCCAGAUGCCCAUCCAAUGCAAUGAGGCGCUUAGUAACAGUUGUCCAAACGGAUACACCUGCACUUUCAACGCUCUUAUCAAUGGUCAUGUUUGCUGCGGAGCAUCUGACCAAGGCGAGCGUAUGUCCCGAGGAGGAGAAGGUAUUCAUCAGCACUGCCGAUAUGUCGCCACGAGAAUGCAUCGUGAACGUGGAAGCUUCAUGUCCUGCCAAUUACCUAUGUCGCUUCAACAUGCAGAGAAACAAGUACUAUUGCUGCACCAGUAUUGCUGGAAGAACAUGCCCUACUGGCAAGUUCUUGUACAAGGACCCUUACACAUCCAUCCCCACACGCUGUACUGUGGGACGAAGUGACCAGUGUCCGGAAGGCUACUCAUGCCAGAGCUAUCUUCCGAAUGCCUCGCAGGGUUUUUGCUGCACCAGCAACGCAGUCUGUCCCGACGACGCCGAGUUCUUCGUGGAUGAGCAGUCGCAGUUGCCUAGGGCUUGUACAAUGGGCACGUUCGUCAGCUGCCCGCGUGGUUACAGUUGCAGAUCGCAUACCUCGACUGUGGAAGGUUUUUGCUGCAGAACAGAAUCGACGGUACCUACUUACACUACAGAUGGCUGUCCACCUGGGAACUUUGUCUUCAUCAACUCUGACGGAGAGACUGCCACCUGCGACCCGUUCAAUCCGGAGAAUGCUCCCUGCCCGGGAGGAUCCACCUGUCAGUGGUCCACAGCAAACCAGAGAUACCAAUGCUGUGGUUCGAAUCCGGCGCCGCAAUCUGUUAGAGUCAAUGACGGAUGUCCGAAUGCUCAAAUCGCCUACCGAGACAAGAGGACGAAAGUCCGAGUUUGCACGGCCGGCUCAUCAACCUGCCCUCCUGGUUACUUUUGCCAGUUCUCCUCCCUUAAUCGUCAAUUCCAGUGUUGUGGAGUUAGUGGAGGAUGUCCAAACGAUUCGGUGGCAUUCGUGGGUUCAUUCGGAGAGCCCGAAAAGUGUGUGGUUGGACAGUCAAAGUGUCCAAUUGGGUUUGCCUGUCAACGCUCUGUCGGAGGCCAUCAUAUCUGCUGCGCAACAAACGAACUGCAAUGUGUAGCUGAAGAAAUUUCUAUUGACGGGAAGUGUUUCCCACGUUCAGCUCCCGGACAAGAGUGUCAGCAUUCUGAACAAUGCACUGGUGGUUCAGUUUGUCAUGAUGGAAGUUGCCUCUGCCCUGCAUCCACUCAACCGAUGGGUGGAUUCUGCCAAACAGAAACAAAAUGUGCUCCCGAACAAAUCAAAAGUGGCAAUGUCUGCUACAACCGAGUUGAGCUGGGCAAACCAUGCGUCGUCUCUGAACAAUGUCCUGAUCGAUCUACGUGUGCUGAUGGCAUCUGUGAAUGCAAUGCGAAUAUGGUAAACCUAAACGGCAAGUGCACUUCCGCCAGUGCACGUUCGAAAAUAGUUCAAAGCAAAGCUGGAGCUUCAAAGUGUUCGAAUACCGACUCGAAAGCGUUGUUCUCCGCGGAGACAGGUCGGGUGGUGUUUUGCAGCCCCAAAGCCAAGCAGUGCCCUCAUGGUUACUCCUGCCAGAUCAACUCCAAACGGACCCAGUACAUCUGCUGUUCGAUCCCAGACAUUCCUUCACUGGCGUGUCCGUCUGGACGGGUUCCAUACCUCAUCAAUGGUCUACCACAACGAUGCACCAAGCAACGCUGCCCAAAAGGCUAUGAGUGCACUUACAAAAAUCAUGACUAUCUCUGUUGCUCGACUGCAGGAAGAAUUUCUGGAAAGCAGCAAAGGAUGUCAACAACUACAGGACCCAAUACAUUAGGAACCACUGGAGCUCAAGAAGUAUGUCCGCGCGGAAAUCCUCUCAUCUAUCCUUCAACACGGCUCCCCGUGGUUUGCACACCGGGCAAGAAAAGUUGCCCUAUUGGGUUUGCUUGCCAACAGAGCAGAUCGUCCGAACAAUUCUUCUGCUGUCCGUCACGAUACCGAAUGAGUGCCUUCCCAGGUACCCGUCCGUGCGGUGGCUUCCUGGUACUCGUCACAAGGUUGAUUGGUGGACAACUUGAAGAGCGUUGUGAGAUCGAUCCGGGACAACCAGGAUGUGUUUACAACGAACAGUGCUCUGCAGUUUGGCCAGAUGCCUUCUGCGACACCUCAGCAGGUGUGGGUACAUGUCGCUGUGGGGAGAACAAGGUUGAGAGAACUACGCGUGAUGGGCAUGUCUGCCUUGAUAUGCUGGACGGUAAUCAGAACAUCCUCGCUAUUACUUGCCCUCUUCCGGAAGGUGCCGGGUACACCUCAGCGUUGUCUGAUUCCCAUCAUCCGCGUCAAUCGAACAGUGCUGGGCCAGUGCUAUGCAACACGGAGAGUAUGGUCACUCAACAGAACGGCGACGAACUAGGCGACGGCUCGACCGCUUGUCUGUUCCCAUCGACUCAGUCAUACAUCGCCGAUCUCUACGACUGCGUCGCCUUCGUCUCUUCCGUCGAUCUCACGUCGUCCGGUUACAGCGAUAAGGCGAACGGCAUCUGUUGCCCAAAUAGGGCAUUCACUUGUAUUCAACCGACUGCCACUGGACCGAAUCCUACGGAGCCGCGGUGGUGGUACAACGCUAUUACAGGAAUGUGCCAACAGUUCUUAUGGGAUCCAACCGCUGUCGGUCCAGGAGAACAUUCGCCUAACAAUUUCAAGACUAUCGAGCACUGUGAAAGCUACUGCAGAGACGGUUGUACGCGAGGAGCACCCGAGUACGAGUCACGGUUAUCAUUCCAUGAAGAGACGCCGAUCACCGGCUGCUCCCAAUCGACGACUUGCUCAAACAAUUUCGAGUGCAAAAGUGUAGGCAGCUCACAGUGGUGCUGCCCCAGUGUUGCGUCUGUAUGUGGCCCCAUUGGUGGACGACCGCUCGACACUUCGAUCUACUCCCGUGGCUCUGUUUACCAUUCAGGUGUCGAAAAGCAGGGCACAGCACCUUCGACACGCUUCUUCUAUGAUCCAGCUACAGGGAAAUGUUCUCCCUUUACGUAUCUUGGUGCCGCAGGGAACUACAACAACUUCCUGUCGAGAAUCGACUGUGAGCUGUAUUGCGCUAGACUGCAGUGUGAUCGUGGAAAUCCACUGAGAAUCGGCGACGUCACUCAGUCCUGCCAAUCGAACAGCGAUUGCCCUUCAUCUCAUGAAUGCAGGGUUGAUCAGUCAGUCUGCUGUCCUCGAAUGCAGACGAUAUGUACUCAACCGUUACGUGUGGGGAACUGCGAUCGCUCUGUGAGGCGCUACUGGUAUUCAGCGGCCACACGAGAAUGCCAGUCUUUCGAAUAUACAGGAUGCCAGGGCAACGACAACAACUUUGAGACUCUCGUCGAUUGCCAGACCUUUUGCAGAAAUGCUGCACCGGAACCGCGAUGUCUACAAGGCCAAGCCUAUAAGGACACUUCGGGGAAAUUCGUUACCUGCUCAACCAACCGUGCUGCUUCAUCAUGUCCCAUCAACUACGAGUGCUACCACGAUGGCAACAUGUACGGAUGUUGUCCAGCAAAAGCGUUCACGUGCUCGUUGUCAUCGAAUCCGGGAAAAACCUGCGGUCCAGGAGUCUCUUUUAAAUUCUACUACAAUGCCCAAACACAGGAGUGCGAGUCGUUCGAGUAUUUGGGAUGUGACGGAAAUUCAAAUAACUUUGCCACUCGGCAAGAAUGUGAAGCCUAUUGCGGAGUUGGAGGUUGUGCCAACGGUGGUGUGCCUCUGCGCGACAGCUCAGGAGCCAUCCAGACAUGCUCAGAGAGGACAGGUGGUUGUCCUUCUACGCACGAAUGCUACGCCGUUAGUCUGGGACCGGAUUCUGUUUCACAUCGUUGCUGCCCCACGAAAUCCUACAUUUGUGCUCUUCCACCGCAACAGGGAUCAUCGCUAUGCUCUGGAGGAGUUUAUAGCGUCACCAGAUACUACUUCAAUAUCGUCACAAAAAAGUGCUCACCUUUCGCUUUCAAUGGAUGUGAUGGGAAUCCGAACAACUUCGCAUCAUUGAAUCAGUGCAACAAUUUCUGCACGGCUUCCGCUUGCAAAGCUGGUGACGUCGUGUACCUAAAUCCAAAUAGUCAGACGCCAAUCUCUUGCAAUGACGAAAUCCAGAACAACUGUCCGAAGAAUUUCCAGUGUGUUUUCGACAGUCUCACUGAUAGCAAUGUAUGUUGUGGAGCUACAGAUAUGGGAGUAUGUCCAGAUGGCGAGAAGGCGAGUCAUCACUGCCCGCCUGGUCGAGCUCCUUACAAGGACCAAAUGAGUUUGCAGGCAAUGCGCUGCACCAUGAAUGCUCAUGUUUCCACAUGCCCGGACGGUUUCGAAUGCCAAAGUGACGUUCGGGAUGCUCUACAAGGGUAUUGCUGCUCCGUUUCAGAUAUCUGCCCUCACAAAGAGGAGUACUAUGUGGAUGAGGCGUCAGCGAUGCCACGGUCCUGCUCCGUUGGUCACUUCGUUACUUGCCCUUCAGGAUUUACCUGUAUGACUCAAUCGGAAAGUGUAAAUGGCUAUUGUUGUCGAGGCCAAACGCAUCUGGGCGUUUCAGAUGGAUGUCCACCAGGUGAAGUCGUUUUUAUGGACAAGAAUGAGAUCGCCAAAUGCGACCCGUUCAAUCCAUCGAAUCAUGGCUGCCCGAACGGUUUCACGUGCCAAUGGUCAAUUCGUACUCAGCGAUAUCAGUGCUGUGGUGCGAAUCCCGUUCCUCCAUCGCUAGAAAGUGACGGCUGCCCAUCUAAGCAAGUGGCGUAUCUAGACGUCGCGACAAGCAAACCUCAGGUGGCAUUUAUUGGAAUAUCUGGGGAACAUCAACGUUGCUCCAUGAGUGGAGGUCAGAGCUGUCCUGACGGCUAUAUCUGUGUGAAAGGGAAGCGAAAUGAGGAAAUAUGUUGUGCUGGAGGAGAAGUGUGCGAAGCAUCGCACGUGUCCGUGGAUGGUCGUUGCUUACCACGUCAGCUCAUCGGUUCCCCGUGCGAGCAUUCUUCUCAAUGCUUGGGAGACUCAUACUGUCGAAACUUGUCCUGUCAGUGUCCUGAGGGCACAGCUGAGGAGAAGCAACGUUGUGUGACCAUCAAGAAAGAAUGUGACGCUAACCAAGUGCUACACGAUAACGAGUGCCUGCCCAUGGUGUCAUUGGGUAGAGCGUGCGUCAUUGAUAUUCAGUGUAGAGGAGCAGGGGAAUGUAUUGCAGGAGUUUGUGACUGCCCCUCUGGUAUGAUUCGGAAGGGUGAUCGGUGCGAACGUGUGCCCGUCAUUGUGAAGACCGUACGGAAUCCUACGUCGUUUCGCCCCACCAUUGAUGGAUCAACUAACCAAAACGAGCUCAAUAUACGCCCAACGACGGCGUCAGGUCUCUGCCCGCCUCCACGACUACCGUAUCGAGUCAAUGACAUUCCUAUACAGUGUGCUUCGGGACAAAUUUGUCCGAAAAGCUUCACCUGUACAUAUUCGCGAUCAGUGCAGAACUAUUUUUGUUGUUCGAACAUCAACCAAACGAAAAAUGACAAAUCGCGAAACGUCUGUGCUCUCGGAGAGCCGCUUCUUUAUCCGACAACUGGUCAAGCCAUUCAGUGCUCACGAACUCGCAGAUGUCCGCCGGGAUUCGCAUGCAAACGCAAUCCGACCGGCGACCUCUUUUACUGCUGCACCGUUCCGAAACCUCUGGCCAUGGACCAGUAUAUCAGUCGAGUAAGUGUUUCAACCAGUUUGGUUCUCCGACCGAGUUCACCUUUCUUUCGGUGA
This is a messenger RNA of Haemonchus placei, 7836 nucleotides long. NCBI's taxonomy places the organism in Eukaryota, Metazoa, Nematoda, Chromadorea, Rhabditida, Trichostrongylidae. The record is from the annotation of a GenBank genome assembly.